GUAAUGUUUUUAAAGUAGCCGUGACACUUGCAAUGAAAAGUUUAAUGUUCAAUACUGCUCGUGCUUUCGAUCUGUAAACACAGCAACUUAAAUGUGAAUCAUACAAGUCUUCGAAAAAUUUAACUUUUAUUCGAAUUCUACUGUGAUAAUUUUACAUCGUCGUAAAAAUAUAUUGCUAUUUCAUAUGAUAGAGAAGAAAAUAUUUUUCUAAUAUUUUGUAUCACCUCAUCAUGCGCACAAUUGAGUAUGGGACAACGACUCACGUCCCGGCAUUUUUGACUAAACUUUGGAAAUUAGUCACUGAUGAGUCUUGUGAUGAACUAAUAUGUUGGAGCCUAGCUGGUACUAGCUUCAUUAUAUAUGAUGAAAUUCGAUUUUCAAAAGAAUUGCUGCCGAUGUAUUUCAAGCACAAUAACAUGGCCAGCUUUGUGAGACAACUAAAUAUGUAUGGCUUCAGAAAACUCAGUUGCAUAGACCAAGGAGGCAUGCAUUGUUACAAAAACGAAAUUGAGUUUUACCAUCAGUAUUUUCUUAAGGGUCAAGAAUCCUUGCUAGAGCUUAUUAAAAGGAAGAUUCCAAAUAGUCGAACAGAAGAUCCCAAAAUAAAGCAAGAAUACAUUGAUGAACUAAUAUCAAACAUAAAGUCCUUGAAGGGAAAGCAGGAUAGUGCUGAGCAGGGCAUGCGGCAUCUCAAACGGGAAAACAGAAUGUUGUGGAGACAAGUUAACAUGCUUUCAGAAAGAUACACAAAGCAGCAAACUGUUUUGCAACAACUUCUUCCCUUUUUCGUCAAUAUGGUUCGAUCAAGCAGAGAAAUUGCAUUAAAACGCAAAUCGCCACUCAUGAUUGAUGAAGGAGAAAAACAGCAGAAAAUGGCAAGAAUGUCCCCUCCUUAUUAUGUUCAGCUCAACGACCAGGAUUCAAAUCAUGGAAUGCCUUCAUCACCAGGUAAUGUUACUAAUAGUGGACCUGUUAUUCACGAAGUUACAGAGAUGGAAAAUAGCAAGAUGUACCCUGGCAGCAUUUUAUGCUCCUCCAAUACCACUACGUCUAAAGAAUGUGAAGCAAUUGUCGAUAGCCCUUUAUCUUGUAACUUAGAAAGCUCAGAGCAGACCAUUGACACGCCAUUUACUGAGCCUGCUUCGAUGGAGACGCUUAAUAUAAUAAACCAAAACUUUGAGAGUCGAAGCCGUAGCAGUUCUAUGAGCUCUAUUCACUCUCACGUUAGCAUCUCAUCACUGAGGUUACCAUCUCCGAAUGCAGUGCCGUCAACCUCCAUGAGUCCACCUGCUAACAUCUCUAACUCCUCACUACGCCUACCAUCUCCGAAUGCGAUGCCAUCUCCAAGUGCAAUCCCGUCAUCUUCAAGUCGAGUGUCCAGUUUCUCUGCUCUGAGAAACAUUCCCCCCACUGUUAUUAUUGACGAAACGACAUCUGAUGUUCCAACAAUAUCUGACACCUUGAUACAUUCCUUUGUUCCUAAAAUCGAAGAUACAUGCACAGAUAGUGGAAUGUAUACCAUGGAUUCCCUCAUGAGCAACAGAUCUCCAAGUGUCAUUGCUGAAAGUUCUGCAUCCAUGAUGAGCAAGCCAGCACCCCUUUUGAAUGAAACAACACCAACUUUGUUGAGUCAGAGGUUAUUGAAUUCUGAAGCAACUUCCAUGAUGAACGCACAGUUGCCAGCAUCUUCUUCAAACAAUGGGAGCAAGUUUGUGCCAAGUUUUGCACCACUUAUUAAAGGCACUGGAUCUGAAAUGAAUUGGAUGACAAAUCAGGGUGCAUCUAGCUCUUUUGCUCCAGAACAGAAUUUUGAUAACUGGCUAGGAGUAAGUAAACAAAUUUUCAGAACUGAUAACCUUACUGCAGGAUGUAGCUUGCCUUCGGCCAAUAAUGGAACUUACGUGUAAACAAUCAAGAUCAGAAGUGUAGUGGCAUACAUCGUUAAUCAUACUGAUUUGGACUGUGUUGCUGGCUGAUUAUAUUACUCUUUUUCUGACUUUGGUGUUUGUAGCAUAUACUUAAAGGCCUAGCCUAUAACUUUAGGUGGAUGAUUGAUAUUUUGUAUAAAAUUUUUGACUAAACUGUAAAUCUCACUUAAGUUAAAUCUGCAUGCAUGCUAUGGGGUUAAAUUUAUAUGUGGGCAUGACAUAUUUUCUACAGAGUUUUUUUUAACGAAAUUGGUAUUAAUUGUAAACGGUAUUCUAAAAUAAUUAUAAAAACAACACACUUGUAGAUGUAAAUAGAUAAAGUUUGUAUUCAAAGUUGUAACUUAGAGAUCAAUCGUCUCAAAAUGUUUGUCUUUAUUGCACAUCUCUUUUUUUAACUUGUAUGCAAAUUCAGUUCAUGGAUUACUUUUUCGAUGUUGAAAUGACAUUAAAAUUUUUUACAAUCUUUAUCAUCUGCAAUUCUAUAAAACACUCUGUAGAAAACUUUUUUAUUUACUUUAACUCUUUGGGGUUGCUAAUUGAUUACAAAUGAGUGUGAGAAAAUUUGACCUUUCUCAGUCACUUUUCCAUUCAAGAUUUAGAGUCAAUAUAUGGAUCCUGUUUGACCUUUCUCGGUUACUUUUCCAUUCAUAUAAUUGAAAUAUAUUGUAAUAAUUAUGUAGAUUGAAGCCUAUCUAGCUUCUGAUACGUGGGUACCAGUUUGUCUGGGAAACGAAGGUAGUUUGCGAGCGAUACUGACCUCAUUGCUGCAAUCAUGCCAUUUGUCACAAAAUUGUCGAGCCUUAACGUCUAUGAUCCCACUGGCCUAUUGCAGGAUUAUAAUCAUAAUUAUAUAUAGAAUAUAAAUAAGCUUAUCUUAUUCUCUGUGCUACGUUCCAAGUAAUUGCGAUUAACAUCAAGUUGCAACUGCACUGUGUCAAUAGCGAUCCCAAAGGGUUAAAUGAGCAGAUGUUUAUAUAAUAUCUUAGUUCUAAAAUAUCAAGUUUAAAAAAGAACAGCAUGCUUUGUAAAUUUGUGUACUUUUUGGUAUUUAUUGUUAUCAAUUUGAAAUUUUUCUUCCAAAAUGCUUUGAAUGGUAUGGUUUAGUUAAAGACUUAAAAUGUUUUUGUUUCUGAAUUUCUAGUUCUGUGUUGUCUUUUGUACUGGUGUGUAGCAAAAAGAUGUAGUUGAAGGUUUUUAAAGCAUAUUUUGGAGGGUAACAGUCUUGUAAAACUGUUCAUCGUUAUGAUUAAAUGUGUAUGUUUCAUGAUGAAAUGUAGCUCGGCUGCAUUUAAUUUUGUAAUUUUAUUUCAUCUGUAUCAGAUGAUCAAAUGCAAAUUAGUUGUUAACUAUGCAAUUUGUAUUUUAUGUCAUAUUUUAGAAGUAUAUUGCUUCUUUAUAAAGCAGAAAACAAUGAUGUGCCAUUUCAUAAGGCAUUUGAUAUCUUUCAAUGAGAGCUUCCAUUUAAAAUGUUACAAUUUAAGAAGUAUUUAUCAAUUGCAAAAAUUUGAAAAAAAAAAUGUUUUACUUCUAGAAUUAAACAGCUUUUUAAGUGCUGAUUUUUGAAAUUUUUUAUUUAAUUUUUAAAAAAAAAUAAAGCAAGUUAAAUAUAGGUGUAAAACUUUUUGCACAGUCAAUAUAUAUUAUGUAAAAAAGAUAACAUAAAAUAACUAUAGUUACCCUAAAAUAAUUAUUUACAUCAUAUUGUAUUUUACAUUGCUAUGUGUUUGAAAAUUAAUUUCAAAUAUUAAUUUUUAAUUAAAUUCUGAAACUAAACUUAAAUGCAAAUUUUUUUUUUAAAUAAAGUAAGUUGAAUACAGAUGUAAAACUUUGUACACAGUCAAUGUGUAUUAACUAAAAAAAGGUAACGACAGUUACCCUGAAACAAUUACACACACCAUAUUCUAUUUUAAAUUACUUUUUAUUUAAAAAGUUAACUUUUCUCUAUACUCUACGAUAGUUUGAAACUGAUAUUGGCAAUGAAAACUUGCAUGAAGUUAGACUUACCAUUGUUUCAAUUUUUGACUUCAAAAUAAUUAAAAUUAUGAGUGUCUUUUUGAACGUGGAUUCAUAAAAGAUUAUUUUAAAGAUUUGUUUCUUUUUUUCUUUGUCUUUAUAUUUUUAAGUGUGUAUUCAGAAUCUUGCAUAUUUUAAAGUUAUAUCUUUCUUUCUCAUUGAUGUCUUCCUGCUUCAUAAUGAAGAUAAGUUUUAACUUGAUAAUUAAAAGGUUUCAACUUUUUGCUGAAGCAAGUUUGGGGAUAAAAAUUUUGUAUAAUUAUUGCGUUUCUGGUUUAAUGGAAUUCAUUAAAUCAUUAAAAACAGGCAUAGCAAAGAUGUGUCUUUGUAAAAUGGUAGGUUUUAUGUUCGAAAGCCUACUUAAGAACACUGAACAUUUAAUUGUGUUUUCAAAACCUGUGAAAUGUGUUCGUUCUUUUAAAAAAAAAUGCUGCAUGAUUAUAAGAGAAAUUUUGAUAUCGUCUGCAGCCCAACAAAAUCAUGAAUGUGCAGAAAAAUUGCUUCUGAAACAAAACAAAAACAUAUUUAAAUAUUUUCGAUUCUAUUAACAAAAUAAAAGUAUACAUGUGUACUAUUCAAAUUGAUAUUUUAGUUGAAAUGUUCACAUCCGUGUCAACGACUAAGAUACAGCAUUGUUUACUAAUUGAUAAAUCAUUCUUCAUAAAUUUGUACAUUCGUGGUUUUAGCACUUUGCCCAGAAUACAAUAAUAUAAUUCAAACUGUUAAAAUAAUAUAAUAGCUAUUUAAUAUCAAAUAAAAUUAAAAGCUAGACAUUCUUGUCAUAGCUAUAUUUUAAUUUAUUGAGAGUCUUUACUUUUACUUUUCAUGCUUGUUAAGAUCUAAUUUUGUAUGAUGUAUUAGUAUUCAUACAGAUUGGACCAAUGAAAAUUUACUCAUGUAAUAAUGUCAGAAAUUUAGCAGCGGUAGAAGCGCCACCUAUCUGGGUUAUAAAGGAAAGUAGGAAAAGCAUAUGACAGUGUAACAAACGUAACCAUUUAAUGUGAAAACAUUGUUAAGGAUUAAAAUUAUGUCUAAGUCUCAUGCCUUCCAACAUAUGUUUUUUUCCCCCAGUGAAAGUGAAUCAAAACAAAAGGUUUCCAAACAAAUAGUAUUUUUACAACAUUUUUAUUAGAAUUUAUGGCCAUGACCAUGAGACUAAUUGAUCUUUUAUAAAUCCAUUUAAAUUAUUUUAUGUGUUGUGGUAUGCAAAAUUCUUUUAAUUUUUUAAAAUAUUAGUUUAUCCUUUAGUAACACUGAGUUUCUGAAGCUACAUAAAUUUUAACGCCAUUCCAUCAUAUUCGUUCAUCAAAAACGGUACUUUCUUUAAAAGCCGUCAUUGGACCAUAAAAUCAGUCACUAAACCUUAGCUAUUGUCACUAAAAUCGGUCCUACUGUGCUCUACACAUCCAUCUUCAUCAGGACUUAAAAUCCAUUUUAUAUAACUGCUUAAUCCAUGGAUGGGCAAAUAGCAGCCUCAAUUUUUUUUGUGGUCAGCAUGUUAUUGACAUUAUAAAAAGACAAUGAGAAAAAUUCCCCUUUUGCAAGUGUGUAGAGGAGGGUUCCAUUGGGGAACCAUUUACAUCCGUAUUAGUCGUAUUUUUCAAUUUAUUUUUUUUGGUACUUUUUUAACUAGGACUUUUUCUUAAUUUAUUGUUAAUUUUUUUUUCUUUCCAAAUCCACGUUAUUUACUCUAAUUUUUUAAAUAAGAAAUGAAGUUUAGUGCACAGUUAGAUUUGUUGCUGCUAGCAACCAAACCGCUAAGGAUUCACAAAAGAUCAACUAAAGCAAGAUUAAAUUUGCUUAAGAGAUAUUAACUUACAUUCAACUAACAGCUCUUGAUUUCAAAAAGAUUGUAAAAAAGUGUUAUGAGAGUGAGUGAUUCUAAAAUUAAACUUGUUUGUAGCCAUAAGUGUUAUAAAAUUUAAACAAUGAAAUAAAUUGUAUCAAACUUCUACUACUGUAUUUAAUUUAUUUUAAUUGAUAUUUAUGGUUCAAUUUAAUCUUUUCUGACGUGCAAAGUUAACUACUGAAUGCAAUAUACAAUCGUUUUUAAAAGUACAACCCUCCACGUCAAAGCAAAUGCCCACCCCUGAAUUAAUCAGUUAUACCGUAUAUGUAGUACACUCCUCAUAUCUUCCUUUAUAACCUUGAAUCCAAUGGCUUUCAGAGGUGAAAAAAUGCUAGGGACGAAUUUCUGGAUUAGAAACUAAGAAGGGCAAAAAAAUUUAAAAGAAAAACGUUGGUAAGAUUUAUGUUAUAAUAAAAAUCUAAAUCCAAAUAUUAUUCAAUGGUUAUAUAUAUAUAUAUAUACUUAAAUCUGAAGAAUUUUUAAAUUUGUUUGAAAAUCAUAGCUUAAUUCAAAUGUUAAAAAGCAUAAUUUCAUUAAAAAAAUAAAUAUGCAAUGGAUUUUAAAAUUUUAGUUUAGUCAUUGAUUGGAUGACCCCUUUUGAUGAAAGACCUCCUAGGACAGUUGCCCCCUUUCCCCCCCCCCUUCUCUGCAUGCCAUUGGAGAAAUGGUGGCAACCUUAAUAAAUAUCUAUGCAAUUGAUAAACGUCACUCACAAGCUUAGCAGUUUUUUUUUUAAAUUUAAUUAUUUGGGAUUUUGGUCCAGUUAUUUGAUUUUAAUGUUUGAUGAACUUCAACAUUUGUAAACUAAAAAUUGCUGUCGAAAAUAGUCUCCUGUAUCAGGAAUAAAUAUAUUUUUAAUGACAUAAUGUGCCUUGAUAUUUAUCAUCUGUAUUUGUGUAUUUAAAAUGCAAGCAUUCAUAUAUUAACGUCUGUUCUGUGUAUUCGUGUUUUAGCAUUUGAAUGUGAAAAUAAACUAAAAACUGUAAACCCAGUUGUAAACAACAAAAAAAUAAUAAAAUUUUAAAAAUCAAAA
This is a messenger RNA of Parasteatoda tepidariorum (common house spider), 6823 nucleotides long. RefSeq lists its product as uncharacterized. Gene Ontology annotation, biological process: regulation of DNA-templated transcription. Lineage: Eukaryota; Metazoa; Arthropoda; Arachnida; Araneae; Theridiidae. The record is from RefSeq and is a predicted model, not a curated record. Gene Ontology annotation, molecular function: DNA-binding transcription factor activity; sequence-specific DNA binding.